This is a messenger RNA of Postia placenta MAD-698-R-SB12, 2661 nucleotides long. Its product is annotated as glycoside hydrolase family 31 protein. The record is from RefSeq and is a predicted model, not a curated record. Gene Ontology annotation, molecular function: carbohydrate binding; hydrolase activity, hydrolyzing O-glycosyl compounds. The coding region runs from base 1 to 2661 and encodes 886 amino acids. Gene Ontology annotation, biological process: carbohydrate metabolic process. Lineage: Eukaryota; Fungi; Basidiomycota; Agaricomycetes; Polyporales; Adustoporiaceae. The transcript has 13 exons.
AUGCGACCGUAUGCGCACAUAGCGGCUGUUGUCACGACGCUGGUCUCCGUCUGGAAUGCCCGAGGGCAACCAUAUGAUGUCAAUACAUGUCCUGGGUAUACUGCAUCGAAUGUCGUGACUAGCGGCCCCACUCUGGUAGCGAACCUGACACUGGCGGGCGCAGCGUGCAACGCGUACGGACCAGAUAUCGAACAAUUGUUCUUGGAAGUGACUUAUGAGACCGAGAGUCGCAUCCACGUGAAGAUCUCCGACCCAGCCCACUCGAGGUAUGAAGUCCCAGAGUCUGUCUUGCCCCGCCCACAGGCCGAUCCGUCCACCUCUCCCGAGACCGCGGCCAUCCGUUUUAACUAUACUAGCUCGCCCUUUACAUUCACCAUCUACCGCGCGUCCACCUCUGAGGUGCUCUUCUCCACCGCAUCCUACCCGCUCGUCUACGAGCCACAGUAUCUGCGGGUAAAGACGAGUCUCCCGCCGAACGCGAACAUCUACGGCCUCGGCGAGCACACGGAGGACUUCCGCCUGCCCACAGACGACCUGGUCCGCACUCUGUGGUCGCGCGACGCGUACGGGGUGCCGAACGGGACGAAUCUGUACGGGAACCACCCGAUCUACUUCGAGCAUCGCGUGACGGGCACGCACGGCGUGUUCCUGCUGAGCUCGAACGGGAUGGACAUCAAGAUCAACACGACUACGGAGGAGGGCACUACGCUGGAGUACAACGUCAUCGGGGGCGUGCUCGAUUUGUAUUUCCUGGCAGGCAGCGAGACGGACCCGACGGAGGUCGCACGGCAGUACGCCGAGGUGGUUGGCACGCCGGCGGAGGUACCAUACUGGGCGUUCGGGCUGCACCAAUGCCGCUUCGGAUACACUGACUUUGUCGACAUUGCGGAUGUGAUCCAAAAUUAUUCCUUGGCCGGCAUACCGUUGGAGACCAUGUGGACAGACAUCGAUUACAUGUACAACCGGCGUAUAUUUACACUCGACCCAGACUAUUUCCCCUUGACCCGUAUGCGUCAGAUAAUUGACUACUUGCACUCGCACGACCAACACUACAUUUUGAUGACGGAUCCCGCUGUUGCCUACGCGCCCGGGGAGGGCUACGGCACGUACGACCGCGGGACAGCAGCCGACGUCUGGCUGAAGGCUGCAAACGGGAGUUUCUUCCUGGGCGCGGUCUGGCCAGGCGUCACAGUAUUCCCAGACUGGUUCAACCCCGGCGUACAGGACUUCUGGACAAACGAAUUCCGGCUAUUCUACAACCCAAUUAACGGACUCGACAUUGACGGUGCAUGGAUAGACAUGAACGAGCCAUCCAGUUUCUGCACCUACCCAUGUACGGAUCCAUUCCAGCAAGCUGCCGAACAAGAUCUUCCACCGCCGCGGACGACGAUCCCACCUGACCCGAACGCGCCCAUUUUCGUGAACUCAACCGAUUCUAAUGUCGUUUUGUCGCUGCAGAAGAGACAAAGCGAUAGCGGCGAGGACGUUCUAAACCCUCCUUACGCCAUUGACAAUGCUGCCGGAGCGUUGUCAAAUAGGACUUCAUAUACGAAUGCAGUACACGCGAACGGCCUGCUCGACUAUGACACCCACAACCUGUUCGGGACGAUGAUGUCCACUGUGACGCAUUACGCCAUGCUAGCUCGCCGACCAGGCCUCCGGACGCUCGUGGUCACUCGCUCGACGUCGCCGAAGUGGCUCGGCGACAACAUGGCUGACUGGGAACACUACCGAAACUCGAUAUCGGGAAUCUUGAGCAUGGCGAGCGUGUUCCACGUGCCGAUGGUGGGCGCAGAUAUCUGCGGGUACGCCGGGGACACUACGGAGACGCUAUGUGCAAGAUGGGCUAUGCUCGGAGCUUUCUAUCCAUUCAUGCGCGAUCACAACGAUGAUACAUCAAUCAGCCAAGAAUUCUACCGGUGGCCUACCGUUGCUCAGGCGGCGAAGAAUGCUUUGGACAUGAGAUAUCGCUUGAUGGAUUACAUUUAUACCGCAUUCCAUCAGGCAAGCGUGGACGGCACUCCUGUCCUGAAUCCGCUUUGGUACAAGUAUCCGCAGGACCAAUCGACGUUUGCGAUCGACUUGCAAUUUUUCUUCGGCCCGUCGAUCUUGGUCUCGCCUGUCACAGAGGAAAACGCAACGUCCGUCAGCGUCUACUUCCCGAACGACAUCUUCUAUGACUUCGCCACUCUCGCGCCUGUCCAGGGCAGUGGUGAGUUUGUCGAGAUGACCGACGUGAACUUGACGUCGAUCCCGGUUCACAUACGAGGCGGCGCAAUCCUGCCUCUCCGCUCGCAAGGCGCCAUGACUACCACCGCGCUUCGGCAACAACCUUUGGAGCUGGUCAUCGCGCCAAACGCGACGGGCGAGGCGACAGGCUCACUGUACAUGGACGAUGGCGUCUCGAUUACGCCAGCAUCGACGACACAGGUGGAGAUGACCUACCGAGCUGGGGUGCUGACGGUGACGGGCUCCUUCGACUAUCCAGUGGGCGUGAACUUGUCGAGAGUGCUGCUUCUCAACGCCGACGAGGCCACGGAGUCUGUGCAGCUCAACGGCCAGGAGGUGGCGACGAUUCCGACCUACGACUCAACCACCAAGGUCCUAAGCGUCACGAUCGAUCGUCUUCUCGAUGAAGGAUUCUCGCUACGUUUACAGUGA